CCUUUCUUAUGUGCGUGUGUGUUUGAUGACUGCGGGGAAUUGGCUGCCGUGUAUAUUUUGCAAUUAAAUCGCUGAAAAUGGCUAAAAAGAAAAGUGAGGAGCAAUCGGGAGCCGAUGCUAACGAUAGUGAUUACAAUGAGGAACCGAAUUUUGAAGAUCCACCUAACUAUGUAGACAACAUCAGCGAUGAAGAUUUGCUUGGCGAUAUGCUGGCGCAACGUCCCUCGGAAGCCGAUGGUGUUGAAAGCGUCGUUGUCGUUGACAACAUGCCGGUUGUGGAGCCAAAUCGUAUUGAAAAGCUGAAGUCGGUAAUCAACAAGCUUUUCUCGAAUUGCGGAGAAAUCGUCAAUGUUGUUUAUCCCGUCGACGAUGAAGGUAAAACCAAGGGCUACGCCUUCAUGGAGUAUAAGCAUGCCAGUCAGGCCGAGGAUGCUGUGCAGAAACUCAACAAUUAUCGCCUGGACAAGAAUUACACAUUCGCUGUAAACUUGUUUACGGACUUCCAAAAGUAUGAAAACAUACCGGAGAAAUGGGAACCGCCAACCGUGCAGCCCUUCAAGGUGCAGAGUGAUCUGUACAAUUUCAUCAAUGAUCCCGAUGCUUACGAUCAGUACUGUGUGGCAGCCGAAACUGCACCCAAUUGCGUUCAGGUUGGCUUUUGGCAGAAUAUGCUUCCGGAACCCAAUGAGUUAGAGACGCGUGAACGCUUCACCGACACAUUUGUAAAGUGGUCACCAUUGGGCACCUAUGUGGUCACUUUCCAUAAGCCAGGCGUGGCCAUUUGGGGUGGUAGCAGCUUCCAGAAAAUCCAAAAGUUCCCCCAUCCCGGCACUCAGUUUGUUGAAUUUUCACCCUGCGAAAGCUAUUUGGUCACAUAUGGACCAACGCCAACGGGCCAGAAGAUCAUCAUUUGGGACAUUCGUACCGGUGCCGAGAAGCGUUCAUUUGUUGCUGAUGGCAUGUCUGUGCUUUCAAUGUUCCGUUGGUCACAUGACGAUAAGUUUGUGGCACGAAUGGGCGAAAACUCGAUACACAUCUACGAAACACCAUCGUUCUAUUUGUUGGAUCUGAAGUCGAUCAAGAUUCAAGGUAUUCGCGGCUUCUCGUGGUCGCCCACGGACAACGUGAUUGCCUACUGGGUGGAAGAACAGAAUCAGAUACCCGCUCGUGUUACGCUUAUGGAAAUUCCCAAGAAGCGUGAGAUUCGUAAUAAGAACCUCUUCAAUGUGGCCGAUUGUAAGUUGCACUGGCAAAAGUCGGGCGAUUAUUUGUGCGUCAAGGUUGAUCGGUACUCGAAGCUAAAGAAAGACAAGAAGGAGCUGGACGUGAAGUUCCUCGGCAUGUUCUACAACUUUGAGAUCUUCCACAUGCGCGAGAAAGAGAUUCCCGUCGAUUCGGUGGAGAUUCGUGAACUUAUCUUGGCAUUUGCCUGGGAGCCCAUUGGCAACAAAUUUUCCAUUAUACACGGCGAGCCGAACUCUUCAAACGUUAGCUUUUACGAGGUCAACAAGGGUGUUAAGCCGAGCCUUGUUAAGCGUUUGGAAAAGAAGUCGUGCACGCAUCUUUUCUGGUCUCCGCGCGGUCAAUUCAUAGUGAUGGCUAACUUGACCAUGGGCACCUUUGAAUUUGUGGAUACUACGAACGAUUACAUAAUUAGCGCAUCACCAGAUCAUUUCCGAGCCUCGGAGGUUGAAUGGGAUCCAACAGGUCGCUAUGUCGUCACUGGCGUAUCGUCGUGGAAGGUCAAGGAAGAUACCGGCUUCAAUAUGUACACCUUCCAAGGUCGCAUCAUCAAGCGUACUAUUCUUAAGAACUUUGUACAGUUUCUGUGGCGCCCUCGGCCUCCAACGCUACUCGGCGAGGACAAGCAAAAGGAGAUCAAGAAGAACCUAAAGAAGUACUACCCAGCAUUCGAGCAGAAGGAUCGUCUACGCUUGACACGCGCCUCCAAGGAGCUGCUCGAGAAGCGCUCCCAGCUGCGCGAGACCUUCAUGGAGUACCGCAACAAGCGCAUUGCCGAAUGGAAGGAUCAAAAGAGUCGUCGUGUCAUGCUCCGAGGACAUAUUGAUACGGAUAACUUGGAAACCGAUGAAGUUGAUGAGGAAGUUGUUGAAUUUUUAGUCAAGGAAGAAAUAACCCUGCUGGAGUAGACGACUCCCCAUCCUGCUCGCUAAACGUCCCUUCUCUGCAUUCAAUCACAACCUGUGAAACUGGUGUCUCAGAUUUACGUAAAAACGCGACUACGACCCGGCGUUCCUUAUACGUUGGGCUUCUUUUUCCAAAAUCAAAUACGUAUCGCGUCAUCAAUAAUAAACAAUCAAGCGUAAUCAAAUUUGGAAGUUUGAGUUACAUACAUAUGCACACAUUAAUAGACAUA
This is a messenger RNA of Drosophila sulfurigaster albostrigata, 2377 nucleotides long. RefSeq names its product eukaryotic translation initiation factor 3 subunit B (gene eIF3b). Gene Ontology annotation, molecular function: translation initiation factor binding; RNA binding; translation initiation factor activity. Lineage: Eukaryota; Metazoa; Arthropoda; Insecta; Diptera; Drosophilidae. The record is from RefSeq and is a predicted model, not a curated record. The transcript has 4 exons. Gene Ontology annotation, cellular component: eukaryotic translation initiation factor 3 complex. Gene Ontology annotation, biological process: translational initiation. Bases 78 to 2150 code for a protein of 690 amino acids.